Molecule: messenger RNA, 431 nt
Organism: Leptomonas pyrrhocoris
Lineage: Eukaryota; Euglenozoa; Kinetoplastea; Trypanosomatida; Trypanosomatidae
Product: RNA polymerase subunit putative (RPB)
Exons: 1
Coding region: 156-431 (91 amino acids)
Source: RefSeq, a predicted model, not a curated record
GCAGCUCGCACUCCCGCAACCUCUACUCUUACAUUGCAUGGAAGCCUCUCUGCUGCAGCUGCUUUCAUCUUCUGCUCGUACGCUCUCGCUUUCUUGUGACUAGGUGCAUCGCCCCUCCACCCCCUCCCCCUGCUGCUGUCGGCUGGUAAUGCGUCAUGGCGGCCCUUCCCGUUAAAACAGAGAUCAAUCAGGAGUCCAAGUACGGCAGCACGCAGGACUCCAAGGGCAACAUCUUUGCCGCGCAGGACGUCGCCAACCUGGGCCGCGACGACGGCGAAGAAGGCACACUCUACGUCUGCGGCAACUGCACCGCCCAACUGUACUUCCGGCCCGACUCCCGCCUGCUGUGCCCAAACUGCUCACACAUCACCGGCGCCUCUACGGUGUUUUACAAGAUCCGCACGGAGUCCACCACGUACGACACCAUCUAA